Ochlerotatus camptorhynchus is the source of this 828-nucleotide messenger RNA. Its product is annotated as general odorant-binding protein 45-like. The transcript has 2 exons. The record is from RefSeq and is a predicted model, not a curated record. Gene Ontology annotation, molecular function: odorant binding. Gene Ontology annotation, biological process: sensory perception of smell. Bases 1 to 828 code for a protein of 275 amino acids. NCBI's taxonomy places the organism in Eukaryota, Metazoa, Arthropoda, Insecta, Diptera, Culicidae.
AUGCAGCGAUUCGGAAUUUUCCUGGUGCUCCUAGCCCUGACAACCAUCGCAUUUUGCGACCACCAUAAGAUCGUCCUAAAGAGCCUUCAAAGGGCUAGUAGAGAAUGUACCCUAUAUGGUACUACGGACCAAUGUCUUGCUCGUUGCACAACGUUGAUCACUCGGGACUGGAACGACACAGUUGGAAUUCUUUCAGUUUACGACCGUUUCUAUAAACCGGAUCCUAGCGAUCGAUGCAACAGCAACCGUACCCAGAGAUGUCUGCAUGCUCAAGAGUUGACGGCUACUCCGGACAGGGUGUGCCUUCGAGCGUCUGAGGCCGUGCAGUGCUACCUGGAUCAGUUCGGUCAGGUGAUCCAGGAUGAGCCAAAGUUCGUACGCACUACCGCUUUGCAAAAACAGCAGAUCAUUAAGGAUUGUGGAGCCAUGCUCGGUCACUCAGAGGAACGGAUGCAGGAGCUGUUGGCGGAUUCCGAGUAUCUCCUACAGGAAACACGAUGCCUGUUCCGGUGCUAUCAGAUCAGAAGUGGAAUGUACAACGACGUGCAAGGGCUUAACAUGGAGCGGUUCUACGUUGCGUGCGGUGGAUAUGAAGAUGAUUUCAAUCAAAGUGCGGCACAAUGUAUAGCCGACGUGCGGAAUGUAGUUCCCUGUGACAAGUGUACGCUGGCCCAAAGGAUGACCAUGGAAUGCAUUGGAAAUCGAUACGAUCAAACGAUAACCAAUGGGGAUAGUACAAACAGGGCAACGGACAAUGGUAAAAUUAUUGUGAUUAAUCAGGCUAAUCAAAAUGUAGAUUAUGUCAACAACACGCUGAACUUUGGUUAA